Molecule: messenger RNA, 4856 nt
Organism: Dendronephthya gigantea
Lineage: Eukaryota; Metazoa; Cnidaria; Anthozoa; Malacalcyonacea; Nephtheidae
Exons: 15
Coding region: 575-4744 (1389 amino acids)
Cellular component (GO): cytoplasm
Molecular function (GO): protein binding; ubiquitin-protein transferase activity
Source: RefSeq, a predicted model, not a curated record
AGAUGAUAAAUUCAGCAAGACUUAAAUUGCGACAGAUCGCAAACGGCUAGGGUACAGUUCGGUACGCAUGCAACAUUUUGCAAAAUCAAUAAGUAAUAAAAAACAAUGGUGCAGAUUUUGAAAACAUUUAUAAUAGGAGAAAACCUCAUGUUUAGAAUGCUUCUUAAAUCGUUCACGCGGCCGGAGUGAAAGUCGCUCGUGUCGAAUUGGGCCUUUCAAGAAGCCAGGAGGAAGUUCCUCAGUCGAAAAUCGGUUCCUGUGACCGUUGCAUGCUUUUCGACGAUACAAAUCUUACAUUUACGGAGAUACAAUGUUCACAUUUUUCACACAUCCUCCUUGCUUUGCAUAUUGCAACAAUACGCUUCAAGAAUUUCUCAAUCUUCUAACUGAACAGUUUUUUAUUAGCCGUUAAUAAUUUCUGUGAAGUCAUUUUGAUAUAAUUAUGAUAUAUUCGCUUCGCAUGUGGAAACACACACAUGGGAAAAUAUUUUAAAAUGGCGGUCAAAACAUUGAUGUUUGAAUAUUUGAAUAAUACUUUCUUUAUUGAAAUACAAGCAUUUUUUGGUGCGCAAGAAUGGAAUUAAAUCGAGAAAAUGCUGUCAUACUUGCUGCGGGACUUCUUGGUGGGGCCGGGACAGUAUAUACACUGUUUUCAUUGCGGAACUUGUUGCGUAAAUCUUGCAGAAGGGCAACACUUGCGCAGUUGACAGACAAAAUUAGCCUAGAAACACUAACGAAACUAUCUGAAGUAUCUAAUGUUAGUAUUAGGCAAUGCGCUCGUGACCUCCUUAUAGCUCGUAUAUUAAAACCCGAACGUUUGAAAUUUUUAAUUCAACUUUGUUAUGCCGAAAACGAAGAGAGUGUAAUAAAAGCUUGCACUGUUAUAGAAAGUCUUACAAAGAACCCCAAGUGUAGGGCGAGGUUUGUCUAUUUUGGAGGACUAGAAGCAUUAUCCCAUGCAACCUACCGCUCGUGGGCACGAAAAAAUAAAGGAGAAAUCAGCGAUAAUUAUAUGAAAAUUCAACACCUUUGUUGUGUGGCAAUUUUUGACUUGAUAUCUAUGGUAAAUAAUGAUGCUCCUAAAAUUAGGCUACUGGACAAAAAUCCAUCGUUUUUGCCCACAAUCCUAGCUAUAAUGAAAGAGACAAACAACAGGGAGAUCGAGAAGUUGGGUUUGUUUAUAAUCCAUCAAAUAGCAGUGUGUGAACACACCAGAGAUGAGUUAAGCGAACACUGGGUCAUUAUCGAGGUUGUUUCCAAGGUUGUCAUUAAGAGGCAAGGUGAGCCGGUGAAGAUGAGGCUUGCAUUCCAGGUACUUGUCACAUUGGCAAAUAUUUUGAUCGCAAACGAAGAGCAAAAGGUUUUGAAUGAGAUUAGAAGUUAUGGAGUAAUAAUGCCAACAAUUGGUUGUCUUAAGUCGGAUGAUCAUGAGCUUAUUUAUUGGGCAGUUGGUCUUCUGCAUGAAUUUGUUGCCCUUGAUGUUGGCUUACCUGAUAUCUGUUCCGUCCCAAUACUAUUGAGGUCUUUGAGCAGUGUUCUCGUCUCGAGUGAGGCCAGCAUUCAGAGAUUGGUUCUUCGGAUAUUGCGUUUCCUGUCUGAAAGUUCGGACGAUUUUAGAGAGAAAAUUAUACGUCAUAAGCAGCUUCUUGCACGUCUUCCAAUAUGCCUCGCUUCGGGCGACCGUGACGUCACCUCUUGGUCAUUAUAUCUUAUUCAUGAUAUUGCUAAGUCAGGCGUGGAAGCCAUCGAGUUGUUAUAUGAGCACUCGAAGGGGUUAGUCGAAGCAUUGGUGGAAAUGUGUGGCAGGAACGUAUUCAACCAAGAAGCUAACACUAUGUGUCGUUACAUCGCCGAAACAUUGGGAUUUUUCUGCUCUAUCGAGACAAUCCAGUGCCAAGUGGUCAAAGCAGGUGCUCUGAAAGCUGUCCUGCAGUUAUCCAUGAUGGCUGAUAUCGAUAUGAAACUCUGGGCAACAUCGCUGCUUCUCAAUCUAUCAAUGUCUGCCGAUGUACCGAAAGAAGAAAUAAUUAAAAGUGGCGGUGUCAAAGUACUUAUCGAUCUGGCCCUCAGUGAAACUGAUGAGCCGCAGAUUGCAACUCAGGCUGCAAAGACUUUGGUUAUGCUGGGCUUUUUAGACAGUCCUUUAAACGUCGAACUGAAGUCUUCGAGUAGUGCGUCAUGUACCGUGGCAGUGGAUGGCAUUGAACACUGUCGCAAUGAUCUGGGUAUCAAUGUGGUAGUGCUUGAUCCAGUUACUUUGAAUGUCGAGGAGACAGAGUCGUUCGAUACUGGGCAUUUUCCAGACGCGUCCAUUAAGUUGGCAGAGUAUAUCCACUCGUUACCUUUGUUGUCGAUAGUGUUUAUUGUAAUUCGGGGAGAAGGGAAUUUCUUUUUGUCAAACGAAGCAAAAGCUGCCUUAGACAGUGUUGGUAUUCCUGAAUAUGAAUUCGAGACAGGAGAGCUGUGGGUGUUCUCCGGUCAGAAGCGCUAUGGUAUGGAAUGUUUCAGAGAACCACAGUUUAGACAUGGAUACGAUAGCGUUGAUCUAAAAGUCUGUAUUCCCAGAGGUAGCUUCGUGAAUGACCAAGUGAAUGCUCUAAUAAUGGAACCUUUGAUCGAUAUAUUAAUGAGCACUCCACCUGAAAGUGGCAUCAGCAAAGUCUCUGAGCUGACAUUAUCAACAAUAUUCGCCAGGCACGACAGUCAUCGAGUUGUUUUGCUAGAGAGAGAAGGAUUUCUUCCAUAUAUGGCUCAAAUUAUUUGGAACAUGGCUUCACGGUCGUUGGAUGAUUUACGCUCAAAUACGAUGUUAGUUGCGCAUUGUCUUGGCGCGAUGAGGACAGUGGCGGGUUUGAUUAUAUCCGAUACGGCACCAGAAAGAUGUGCUAGGCAUGGUGUCUUGAAAGAGGUUUUGCGUCUUCUGUUCUUCAUCAAUGAUACUUCGUUGGACGUCCAAAAUGAAAAGACAGAAACUCGGAAAAGCGCGAGGAACAGCGAGCUGUCGUUUCUCAGAAAUCCCAUACCUGGUGUGGAAGAAAAGACUCCGUUUUCAUCAGUGACGGACAGUCCAGCGACGCCCACACCCAUGCAAGGUUUGGAAGAAAUUUCACAUGACGAAACGAAGUGCAAUUAUGAAGAUUUGGAAGAAUCUUUUGCCAGCCUUACACAAUUGGCUGUUACCAUACUGUUUCACAGCAGCAAGAGGCUUCAAUUAGCUGACGACUCUAUCUUCAUCUCAUUGUCUGUAAAUGUUCUCUGGUGUACAUUACUCACAUGUAAAGACGAAUUGAAAAGAGCUAUAUCAAUUCCCAUUGAGAACAUCAUCACGAGUCAUGCAAAUAGAAGAAAGUCGUUCAUUGUACACCCAGAGCGACCGUCUGUAUGUCUUAAUGGUAAAGAGAAAACACAGGCGCUGAUAUUGAGUUCCGACAAAACAGAGGUCAUCAACUUUCACUGGACGUUCGAAAGCGUCCAUGCAAAUGCUGCAGUUGGUAGACGCAAGUACACAUCGGGAUCACCUAAACCUGCUGGAUGGUAUUAUGAAGUACAAUUGAUGACUCAAGGGAUCAUGCAAAUAGGCUGGCGAACGAGUAAGUGCGAAUACAGUCCGGAGAAAGGCAAUGGUGUUGGUGACGAUUUACAUUCCUAUGCAUUUGACGGUGCUCGGCUCAAAGUUUGGAACGGUCCAGGGUGUCGAAUGGCAAACAAUGAUUAUGGUGAAAUGUGGGCAGCAAGCGACAUCGUAAGCUGUUUAUUAUCAUGGGGCGGUGACAUAGAGUUUUGGUUGAAUGGCGUGAGUCUUGGCGUAGCCUUCGAAAAUGUCAAUACCGAACUGGAUUUCUACCCUGCUGUUUCUCUGGCGAUGGACCAGCAUUGUUCCUUCAACUUUGGGGGUGAUCAACCAUUUAGAUACUCCAUGCCAGAAGGAUAUAUUGCUGUCAACGACGUGUUUGAAAAGAAAGCAUCCCUUAAACGGCCUCGUUCGAAGUCGUAUACAAAGGGAAGUUUUGAAAGCAUCGCUGAAGAAGACGAGGAAUGCGUUGAAGAUGUAAAGAAUCUUCAAAUUGCUCGCCUACAGCGGUGCUGUAGUAGUGAGCCGUCUCUACAUGGUCAUGAGAACAGUAGCUCCUGUCCAAACGAGGCGACGAGAAGGUUAUCAACAUCCACGAACUACAAUUCUGAGCGUCCUUCAACGCCUCUAACUCCUAUGUCGUGGGCUUCUUCAACGCCGUCCACACCAUUCACACCCAUCACACCGUUAUCACCAUUUUGGUCGCCGGCGUCAUCACGUAACACUCCAGAUCUAUUUUCUGGCAUUCCUUGCGUGUAUUUCGAAACUGAAGUUAGGGAAUGCGGCCGUCGAGCCUGGAAUGUUGGUUACUACUGCCAGAAGUCGGGCGAGCAUUGUUCAUGCGAGUUCCACGACGGCCAAACGAUGUCCUUUCCCUUAUGGCUAGGCAAGAACGCCGAUGUCGUGCGAGCACCGUCAGUAAUUGGCUGCGGCUUACUGUGGCCCGAUGGAGUGUUUCUUACUUUAGACGGAGUGUACAAUAACACCGUGUAUCCGUUUAAUGAGGUUGGCUUCGAAGAGGGAGAGUGUCUGCCUUACAUUACCCAUUCUAAUGUCAAGGUAAACUACGGACAAGAGGAGUUCCUUAUGGAAAGAGCAAACACUCAUGGACAACGUGUUGCCUCUGCGCAGUUACUGCAUUCCUUUUCACGUAAUUUGUUGGAAAAAAUGUGAAGCACAUUUUUCUUUUUACCUGCAGAAACUGUUUCCUGCAAAUUUAUUUCUUUGUUCAAAAAUUAAAGAAAAGACACUUUGCAGGAAAUUGCAGGCUAGUGUACAUGUACUG